UGGGUCACAGCUAGACUUGUUGUACCCUUCUCCUACCUAUAUAAGCUCUGAAAUGGAAGAUUGAAAGUAUCAGUUGCUCACCAAAUCAACCGAAUCAACAUGAAGCUGUUCGUUAUCGCCGCUGUCUUGGCCGUCGCUGCCGCCACCAGCUACCCCUCCAACUACGCUCCUUCCAGCUACAAUAAGGAUAACAAGUACGCCGGAAUCACCAUCGUGAGCCAAUCCGAUGAGCGCAACCUUGACGGCAGCAGCAAGUGGAGCUACGCCGGAUCCGACUACACCACCCGUGAAGAGUCCCAGGUCCAGAAGAAGAUGCAAGGAGCCUCUUACGAUUCUUACGGAAAGGCCACCUACGAGGAUGUUAUGGGCAACACCAACAAGGGAUCUUCUUACUGGGUCUCCCCCGAAGGCGAGAAAAUUACUUUGACCUGGUCCGCUGAUGAGGCCGGUUUCCAGCCAAAGGGCGACCACUUGCCAGUUGCUCCCGUCCAUGAGUACGAGCUCCCAGUUGCCCCCGUCCACGAAUACGAACUCCCCGUCCAUGUCCCAUUCAACGGAAAGGGAUACAAGAUCUACUAAAUCAAAUAGUUGUUUGAUUUUUAAAAUUAUAACUUAUUUACCGAUUGAGCCAUGACGUUAUUUGUGUUGAUGUAAAUAUAAAAGCAAACCAUUUCA
Messenger RNA from Daphnia pulicaria, 675 nucleotides. RefSeq names its product endocuticle structural glycoprotein SgAbd-3-like. The coding region runs from base 100 to 579 and encodes 159 amino acids. Gene Ontology annotation, molecular function: structural constituent of chitin-based larval cuticle. The transcript has 3 exons. Gene Ontology annotation, cellular component: chitin-based extracellular matrix. NCBI's taxonomy places the organism in Eukaryota, Metazoa, Arthropoda, Branchiopoda, Diplostraca, Daphniidae. The record is from RefSeq and is a predicted model, not a curated record.